This is a messenger RNA of Ficedula albicollis (Collared flycatcher), 2351 nucleotides long. It is a transcript of the gene AGBL5, whose product is annotated as ATP/GTP binding protein-like 5. The annotation marks the transcript as partial. NCBI's taxonomy places the organism in Eukaryota, Metazoa, Chordata, Aves, Passeriformes, Muscicapidae. Gene Ontology annotation, molecular function: metallocarboxypeptidase activity; zinc ion binding. The transcript has 12 exons. Gene Ontology annotation, biological process: protein deglutamylation; proteolysis. The record is from RefSeq and is a predicted model, not a curated record.
GCGGCGCCGCUCCACCGCUCCGCAGGUCCUGGUUCUACUUCAGCGUGCGGGGGGGGGCCCCGGGGAAGCUGAUCAAGCUGCACAUCCUGAACAUGAACAAGCAGAGCCGGCUGUACGCGCAGGGCAUGACCCCCUUCGUGCGCACCCUGCCCGUGCGGCCGCGCUGGGAGCGCAUCCGGCAGCGGCCCAGCUUCCAGGUGGUGGAGACGCAGUUUGUGCUGUCCUUCGUGCACCGCUUCCUGGAGCACCGCGGGGCCACCACCUACUUUGCCUUCUGUUAUCCCUUCUCCUACACCGAGUGCCAGGACAUGCUGGCACAGCUGGAUGGCCGCUUCCAGGACUGCAGGCACAUGUCUCCCAGCAGCCCCCUCGACUCAGUCUACUACCACCGGGAGCUGCUCUGCCACUCUUUGGACAAGCUGCGUGUGGACCUGCUGACCAUCACCUCCUGCCAUGGCAUGCAGGAGAAGCGGGAGCCCCGGCUGGACAAGCUUUUCCCAGACACCAGCACACCCCGGCCUCGCUGCUUCACUGGAAAGAGGGUGUUUUUCCUCAGCAGCAGAGUCCACCCAGGAGAAACCCCCUCCAGCUUUGUCUUCAAUGGCUUCCUGGACUUCAUCCUGCGGGAGGAGGAUCCCCGUGCCCAGAUGCUGCGGCGGAUGUUCGUCUUCAAGCUCAUCCCCAUGCUGAACCCCGACGGGGUGGCACGGGGCCACUACCGAACCGACUCGCGCGGGGUGAACCUGAACCGGCAGUACCUGCAGCCCGACGCCGAGCUGCACCCCGCCGUGUACGGGGCCAAAGCCGUCCUGCUCUACCACCACAUCCACAGCCGUGUCCUGCCAGGCUCCCCCGACUGGAGGACGUUUGUCUCCCCACUCAGCACCAGCUCACUGAGCAUAAAAUCUCCCAACCGUCCCGUCCCAGCCGUGGAGGCCACGUUAUCAGAGCUGGACAAAACCAACAACCUCCGCAACGCCCCCGGCACCUGGCGUGCCAGCACCCACCCGUGCCUGGCCCAGGAUGCCCAGCUGUCAGACGGCGCAGAGCGAGCCAGCUGGAUCCUGCCAUCGAGCCACACCACCGAGCACUGUGAAGAGGGGCUGUGGGCGCCUCCCCCAGCCCCCGUCCCCAGAGCUGCUGAGCCCCCUGAGCCCAUUGCACCCCGGGACAGUGGCCUGGCUUACUACGUGGACCUGCACGGCCACGCCUCCAAGCGCGGCUGCUUCAUGUACGGCAACAGCUUCAGCGACGAGAACGACCAGGUGGAGAACAUGCUGUUCCCCAAACUCAUCUCCCUGAACUCGCCUCACUUUGACUUCAUGGGCUGUAACUUCUCGGAGAAGAACAUGUACGCGCGGGACAAGCGGGACGGGCAGUCCAAGGAGGGCAGCGGGCGCGUGGCUGUCUACAAGGCCCUGGGCAUCAUCCACAGCUACACCCUGGAGUGCAACUACAACACGGGGCGCUCGGUGAACAGCAUCCCGGGGGCCUGCCACGACAAUGGCCGUGCCAGCCCCCCGCCGCCGCCCGCCUUCCCCUCCCGCUACACCGUGGAGCUCUUCGAGCAGGUGGGCCGGGCGGUGGCGGUGGCGGCCCUGGACAUGGCCGACUGCAACCCCUGGCCGCGGAUCGUGCUCUCGGAGCACACCUGCCUGGGCAACCUGCGCGCCUGGAUGCUGAAGCACGUGCGGGGGCUGCGCGGCACCGCCGGGGGCCCGCGGAGGAGAGGAGGUGCCAGGACCCCCCCCAGGAGCUCCACCGGGCUGCCCACCUCAGCCUCUGACAACACACUGGCCCGUGCCAGGAGCUUCAGCAACGGCACCAGCGGGAGCGGGGGCAGCCAGCAGGAGUCCCCCCGGAUCCGAGCCUCCCCCAGCUUCACCUUCGGCAGCCCCAGGCCCCCGGCGGCGGCCGCGGCCUCCCAGAGCCCCCCGAGCGGCAGCAGCACCCCGGCCCUGGGCAGAGGGACUCUGCCCAAGGGCACCCGGGCAGCACUGAGCACCAGCCACGGACCACGGGAGGCCCAGCGAGGCGUGGGAGAGCCCCAGGACAUGGCACCUCUGCAGGUUCUCCCCAUGAAGCUGAAUGCCCGGAGAGGCUCAGAAAGGCCUGGGACUCUGCCUGGAGGCCUCCGUUCCCGCCCCGAGGGUGCUGAGCACCGAGGGACCCUUCCUGUGCUGGGGCAGAGCCCCGCACCCCCAGCUACAUCCCCGCCGCUCCGGGGAGCUGCGGCACGGGCAGGGCUCUCACGGCCCUGCUCUGCCCCGUGGCGGCAGCCCCUGGGCAAGGGCACCGUGCUGGUGGCGCCCCUGUCCCUGCCCGCGGCCGCAGGAGGGGAGUCGAUGACG